Chenopodium quinoa (quinoa) is the source of this 2028-nucleotide messenger RNA. RefSeq names its product metalloendoproteinase 1-MMP-like. Lineage: Eukaryota; Viridiplantae; Streptophyta; Magnoliopsida; Caryophyllales; Amaranthaceae. Gene Ontology annotation, biological process: extracellular matrix organization; proteolysis; collagen catabolic process. The transcript has a single exon. The coding region runs from base 806 to 1930 and encodes 374 amino acids. Gene Ontology annotation, molecular function: zinc ion binding; metalloendopeptidase activity. Gene Ontology annotation, cellular component: extracellular matrix. The record is from RefSeq and is a predicted model, not a curated record.
AACUAAUAUUUGUUUAAUUAUUUACUAAUUCUUAUACUUAUUCCAAUUUGACACAUAUGCUAUAGCAUACAAUUUUAGAAGAACCAAUAUUAAAAACUUUAAAACAUACUCCGUAAAUUAGUAAUUUCAUGAGUUCAUCAUCCCGGCCAUUCUAUUAUUCAACGUUCAUUACAUUACCAACUUUAUUUGCGAUUUAUUGUUAAUAUAUACAUACUCUGUAUAGUACUAUUAUUCGUAUGUAGUUAGGGUGUGAUCUAUUCACUUUAAUAUAUUUGAACUGAAUUUAUUAAACAUAACUACCUGAUCCGCCUUAAUUAAACCUAAAAAUUUAACCUAUCAUGUUUAAUUUAUCGAUUUGAUCUCGACUUUUUUUUUUUUUUGACAAUUUGUUUCAUCUCGAUGUUAAUGAAUGAAUAGUGAUUAAAGAUGUAACGUUGACAUAAAGCUAAUACUACACAAAAGCAACAUAAAGCAAGUAAAAAGAAGUGGAUUAAACAAAAUUGCAAAUAGUAGUUUGUUCACCCACCCAAUGUUCAUUAGAUUAUCAAACUUUGCUUAAUCCCCAUUAUUUGAAAUGUUAUUCAAAGCACGGCAGAAUCUUCCAAACUUUCUCUCUCCUUCAAACUCCAAAUGGUUGCUUCCACCCUCCCCACAUUCUUCUCUUAUAUUACUCUCAAUUUUUUUUUAAUUUAUUGUCCAAUUUUUUUACUUGUUUAUAAAUAAACCCAAACAAUUUAUUUAGAUUUUGAAGGCUCAACUCCCAACAUAACUAACUUUUCUAUUUUUAUUUGUUCAUUUUUUAGCCAUGCACUUUCUAUUACCCUUUUUGCUCUUUCUAUUACAACUACCUUCAGCCUUUCCCGCCAGAACUUUCCCUCAACCAUCUAUCCUAAACUUCAAUGACACCACCACCUCCUCCGUUGUCGCGGCCGCCUUUAACUCUUCCUCCACCCCGUGGGGGAACUUCGCGAAGUUUGCCAACCUCGAGAAGGGCAGCCACGUAACCGGGAUAUGUGAUCUCAAGACCUACCUCAACCGCUUCGGCUACCUCCCGGCGCCGGCGCCGGGAAACUUUUCCGACGACUUUGACUCCGACCUCGAAUCUGCAAUCUUAACUUAUCAAAAAAACCUCGGUCUACCUCCCACCGGAAAACUCGACACUGAGACUAUUGACCUCAUCAUGGCCCCACGUUGCGGCCUUGGCGACUCGCACCUUCGCCAUAACACCACCACCAUCACCCACCUACACGAAACUCGUCGUUACGCCUACUUUAACGGCCGUCCACGGUGGACUCAUAACUCUCCUAUGACUUUGACAUACGCUUUUUCACCGGACCAUAUGAUAGACUACAUCUCACCGGAAGAAAUCAAGGCGGUGUUCUCACGCGCCUUUACGCGGUGGUCCGAGGUUAUCCCCGUAAAUUUUACGGAGGCACAAAACUAUCGAACGGCCGAUGUUCGUAUCGGUUUUCAUAGUGGUGAUCACGGUGACGGAGAGCCGUUCGAUGGCGAACUCGGAGUUUUAGCACAUGCUUUUUCACCUGAGAAUGGAAGACUUCAUUUAGAUUCAGCUGAAACGUGGGCCGUUGAUUUUGGAAGGGAAAGAUCAAAUGUAGCCAUUGAUUUGGAAUCAGUGGCAACGCACGAGAUAGGUCACGUGCUUGGGUUAGCCCAUUCUUCUGUUAGUGAUGCUAUUAUGUACCCGAGUUUAAGACCACGGAGUCGGAAAGUUGACCUACGUGUCGAUGAUGUUGAAGGGAUUCAAGCUUUGUACGGGUCUAACCCGAAUUUUAAUUACGGGUCGUUGUUAGAAUCCGAUAGGGAAACUUCUAACAGCGGUGCUGGUGGUGGCUAUAGGAAAGGUUUCGGGUUUUCGACGUGGUGGCUUUGGACUAUUGUUCUUAGCUUAGCUCAACUCAUUUAUUUUUAGGGCCUUUUCAAAAAAAAACAAAAACAAAAAAACAAAAAAACAUACUUAUACUUGGUAUAUUUUAGAGGAUCGAAUGUGAAUAUUAAUUUUUUAAUUAA